Messenger RNA from Glarea lozoyensis ATCC 20868, 1503 nucleotides. Its product is annotated as Glucocorticoid receptor-like (DNA-binding). Bases 1 to 1503 code for a protein of 500 amino acids. The record is from RefSeq and is a predicted model, not a curated record. Gene Ontology annotation, molecular function: DNA binding; zinc ion binding. The transcript is spliced from 6 exons. NCBI's taxonomy places the organism in Eukaryota, Fungi, Ascomycota, Leotiomycetes, Helotiales, Helotiaceae.
AUGUCGUACCGAGUUGAGACCGCCUCUUCUAACCGCGCUGUAUGCGUUGCUACUGAGUGCAAAAAGGCUAAGAUCAAAAUCAACAAAGGUGAUCUUCGGUUUGGGGUUUGGGUCACUUUUCAAGACACGGCAAGCUGGAAAUGGAAACAUUGGGGAUGUGUUACAGGAGCUCAGAUUAAGGGCGUCAGAGAAGUACUUGAAGACCCCGAGCAUCCUGGUGUUUAUCGCUGGGAUUUCUUGGACGGCUACGAAGGCGAUGAAAAGAACAGUCUUAGCCACUUCCCAGAUCUUCAACAGAAAGUCCGCGAAGUCGUUGAGCAGGGACAUAUUCAUCCAGAGGAUUUCAAUGGGGACCCAGAAAUGAAUAAGCUUGGUGAAAAGGGCCUGCACACAAAAGCCACCAUGAAGAAAUUCCGAGAUGCCGCAAAAGGUCGAGCAGAGGAGGUCGGCGAGAUGACCGAAAAGCUUGCUAGUCUUGAAGCGGAGAAAGAGCUCCUUCGUCAAGGGGGCACUGUUCGAUCAGGAUUGAGCCCUGAGAUACAAAGCCUCAAAGACGAGAUUGAAGGAAUUACGGAAUUCAAGAACAAGACUUCAGUGACCCACAUUAGACCAGAGGGCGACGAGGAAGAGGAAGUUAAGCCUGCCAAGAAAAAGCGAGCUACCAAAGCCAAGGUCAAAAAAGAAGCGGAUGACGGGGAGGAGGAAGCCAAACCUGUAAAAAGAAAACGAGCGGCUAAAUCCAAAGUCAAGGAUGAAACCGAUGACGAAGAAGAUGGAGAAAUCAUGCCAGCGAAGAAACAGCGAGGAAAGAAAGAAGUUGUUAAGAAGGAAGCGAGCGAAGACGAAAAGGAAAGCAAAACCACCGCGAAACAGCAAGCGCCGACCAAGGGCAAAGUUAAGAAAGAAAUCGUUGAAGCUGAGGUCCCAAAGGCAGCGCCAUCCACCAGGAAAUCUCGAGUGAAGAAGGAGAUUAAGAGCGAGGCAAACGGCGAUGAGCAGAUGGUUGAUACCAUUGAGAGUGAAGCGCAGCCACCAUCAGCUGCAAUUAAGAAACCUAGGGGAAAAGCGGCAAUAAAGAAGGAGGAAGAGGCUCAAGUUGCAAAGGACGAAGAGGAAUCGGAUACUCUAGCUGUCGCUGCUGUUCCUAAGAGACGUACAUCUCGCAGCAAGAAAAUGAUCCAGGCCGAAGCAGAAGUGGAGUCUGAGACCGGGAACGUUAAAAAGGCAUCCCAAGCAAAAGGAAACACGAAGAAAGGACACAAAAGUGCCGCUAAAAAUGAUUUAUCUGAAGGUAGUGAUGUCGAUAUGAAUGACAUCCCAGAGGCUUCAGCAGACAUGAAGAACGGAGGUCUCUCUUCUGCGCAAGAGCCCGUGGUUACCGCAAAUGAGGAAGAUGCUUCUACAUCUGUUCCGGCGCCCAAGACAGGACGACGUUCCAAGAGUAACCAAACAACUACAUCAUCGGGACGUGUUUCUCGAGGACGCAGAGCAUCGGGAACUUGA